This is a messenger RNA of Plectropomus leopardus (leopard coralgrouper), 1185 nucleotides long. The record is from RefSeq and is a predicted model, not a curated record. Lineage: Eukaryota; Metazoa; Chordata; Actinopteri; Perciformes; Serranidae.
GUUUCACCGUGAGGCGGCGGUUGAACAUAACAGAAAAACAAUAUGUAGGAAGAGGGAAGCUGAACCUCCGCACACAGAGUGACUGAUCAUGGCCAGUCGGUGGCGAUACGGUCCUCGCAGCCGUUCAGGAGACCCCGCUGGGAGCCUUAAAACGGCGCGAAUGCCCCGCCAACAAGAACCGUCCGGAGAGCCAGAGGACGCGGCAGGGUCGCUGCGGGAGCUGCCGCGAUGGAUGCGGCUUUACUUCUACGGGAUGCACGGCGUGACUCUGGAUGUCCUGCUCUCAUCGUUACACGGGGUUUUAAAUCACCGGGACCCAAAAUUGGUGGGCUUCUCCUCUCCGUAUCUUUGCAUUAUGCAUUCACUGACCCACUUUGCGCUAGAGAAGAUCUACUCCCAGAAGAGGUGUUUCCGAGGUCGGCCUGUGGUGUUUCAUCUUGUUUUCUACCCGUCUGUCUUCAUCGGACUGCAGAUCCUCAUCGGGAACAUCAACACUUUGACCGAGCAGGUGAGAGUCGUGUCUGGCACGCAACUGGCUGUGCACUACAUCCUGGCUCUGUAUUUUGCCCAGGUGUUUCACAGAGGGCUGUCAAAGCUGCAGUAUCACCCCGCCUGCCCCCCCGAUCCCCACUGCAAACCCGGCCCGGAAGACAGCGCUGAUGCUCGGGGGCCUCUUCACGGUCUCCCCGGCUUUCUGCGUUUCCUGUUCUUUGGGAUGCACGGCUUUCUGGACGAGGUGCUUUUCACCGCCGUUUUUAACCUUGUGGAGAAGGCUGACCGGACCCUGAGCGGCCACACGUCCCUGUGGUCCUUCCUGAUGUACGGGAGCUGCAGCUUCGUGGUGGAGAAGCUCUACCUGCACCUGCACUUCAACAGAGGCUGGGGGACGUGGCGGCGGCUCCCCAUCUACAUUUGCUUCAUCUACACCUGGGAGUUCACCUGGGGUCUGCUGCUCAGGCAGUUUGGCGCCUGCUCCUGGGACUACUCCCAUUAUCCUCACAACUUCAUGGGACUCAUCACCCUCCUGUACCUGCCAGGCUGGGUGUGUCUCAGUCUGUAUCAGGACGUGCUGUCCAAUGUGCUGCUGAGAAUUAAGUGCACCAAAGAUGUGACUGGUUUGAGUGAGGAGAAUGGGGAGGUCAAUGGGCAGCUGGAGUCAAAGAAAAAAUAACUUUUUAAAGUUUU